AUGAAGAAAACUUCAGAAGAAUUAGCAGAAUAUUUUGAUCAAUUGGCAUUACAAAUUCAACAGUUAAAUGAAGGAUGUGAAGUUAUUGGUAAUGUGCUUCAUAAUUGGCAGAAUGUAUUUAAUUUUGUUCAACCUGCAUUAAAUGCUAUAAUUGAUGUUUUUAUGAAAGGUUCAUCUUUAAAACGUUUGGCAAUACAUUUAGCACCAAUAUGGUCUUCUCCAUACGAUCCAUACAUACCUAAGGAGGGUGCUGCUGGUGGUCCACCUUCAAAAACUUUAGAAAUUCAAAAAAAAAUAGACGAGACUGUAGAAGUUAUGCGUGAUAACCUUAAAUCUGUUGCUGAAAGAGGAGUGAAAUUAGAUACUUUACAAGAUAAAACUGAAAAUUUGUCAGUAUCAGCACAAGGAUUUCGUCGUGGGGCAAAUAAA
Messenger RNA from Entrophospora sp. SA101, 429 nucleotides. Lineage: Eukaryota; Fungi; Glomeromycota; Glomeromycetes; Entrophosporales; Entrophosporaceae. The record is from the annotation of a GenBank genome assembly.